AUGACAAGUCGACGGCUCAUCCUAGAUACACUUCUAAAGAGAAGACUUUCUGUAUUUGAAAACUCUGCCUCUCGUAGCUUGUCUUGCAUUGCCAACAAUGGUAAUUUUGCUUCCAACAUUCCAACAACUCAGUUGACGUCAUCGCCAUUGAACCUUGCUUUCCAUGGCCCUCAAUCAACCAUCAUUGGUGCCAGAAGAUUCAAACACGCGUCCAAAAUGGGGCAUCAUCUGGAAACACUUGAUGAAUUGGCCCACGAACCCGAACGAGAGGCUGCUGAAGAAAAGCGCAAAAAGAAAAAGGAACGAAAGGCAAACAAAAAGAAGGGCAAAGCGGCUGCACCUGCACAGGAAGAAUUAGAAGACGACGACGACGAUGAUGACUUUGACUUUGAUGAUGACGAGGACAUGGAAGAGGAAGAGGUAAUUGGUGAAGACGGCGAGGUUGAAAUCACCCUCCCCGAUCCGUCGGAUGUCAAGCGACGCAUGAUGAAUGUCGUAGGCAGGUUUGAAGAAGCCUUGAAGAGUAUCCGAGGUGCCGAACCCUCUCCCGAAAUCUUCGACGACUUGAUGGUAGAUGCGUAUGGUUCUAUGACUCCACUCAAGGCGAUAGGACAAGUUGUCAUUGUCUCACCCACCUUGGCACAAAUUACCUGUUUCGAUCCAAUGAUUGCCAAGAACGCGGCCAAAGCCGUUCAACUUGCCUUGGAACUGAAUCCACAAGUGGAAGAGGGGGGCAACAUCAAGGUACCACUCCCCCGCAUGUCUUUAGAAGUGAGAGAACAAACUGCAAAACAACUCAACAAACGAUCAGAAGCCUGCCGUCAACGCAUUCGUCAAGUCCGUCGCAAGGCAAUGGAUAAGGUGAAAAAGGGCAAGGAUGGAAAGAUUCCGGGUGUCUCUAAGGAUGACGCCUUUGCUAAUGCAAAAGAAAUUGAAAGUGUGACAGAGUCCGCAAUGGACUCGCUGAAGAGCUUGGUGGAUAAGAAGACGGACUCCAUCAUGAAUGUCUAA
Messenger RNA from Cylindrotheca closterium, 1011 nucleotides. The record is from the annotation of a GenBank genome assembly. NCBI's taxonomy places the organism in Eukaryota, Bacillariophyta, Bacillariophyceae, Bacillariales, Bacillariaceae.